AUGUCACCGAUCCGCGUGACUCCUAUCAACUCAUUUUCCACCGUCAGAUUGCACACACAACCGCCGUCCCUGACCGUCGAAUCGCACUCCGGAGGUCAUCCACCUUCUUUAGAAAACGCACCUUUUAAAUUCUUGCUCUCUUUCAUUUCCUUCUCUGCAUCUCACUCUCUCCCAGACUCAAGUCUUCGUUUACAGAGAGAGCUUUCAUGGCCACCACUGAGUCCUCCAACGACGCACCGGCACCGGCAAAUCCAGCUCCUUCUGGCGCAGCACCUCGAGAAGAUGAAGCAGAGCGGCGAGCUCGCUUUUGUGAAGAACAACUACAUGAAGCCUGACCCCAACGUGCCGCCCAAGCGCGGCCGUGGCCGUCCUCCCAAGCCGAAGGUCCCGGGGGCUGAAGGAGCUGCUGCCGUGGUUUCCUCACCUCCGAGGCCACGUGGCAGGCCUCCCAAGGCUAAGGAUCCGUUUUUCCUGAUUCCGACUGUCCAGACCUCGACCUCAGGAGGAGGGUCACGCAGGCCACGUGGUCGUCCUCAGAAGAAGGCCAAGACUGCUCCAGCUAACGCUCCUGCUGCUCCGGCGAGUGGUGGCGGUAGUGGUGCUCCUAGAGGGAGAGGCAGGCCAUCGAAAGUGAAGCCCUCUGUGGCUCCGGUGGGUUGCUGA
This is a messenger RNA of Fragaria vesca subsp. vesca, 663 nucleotides long. RefSeq names its product HMG-Y-related protein A-like. The transcript has a single exon. Gene Ontology annotation, molecular function: double-stranded DNA binding; nucleosomal DNA binding. Gene Ontology annotation, cellular component: nucleus; chromatin; nucleolus. Lineage: Eukaryota; Viridiplantae; Streptophyta; Magnoliopsida; Rosales; Rosaceae. Gene Ontology annotation, biological process: negative regulation of DNA recombination; chromosome condensation; regulation of DNA-templated transcription. Bases 1 to 663 code for a protein of 220 amino acids. The record is from RefSeq and is a predicted model, not a curated record.